This is a messenger RNA of Cotesia congregata, 1197 nucleotides long. Lineage: Eukaryota; Metazoa; Arthropoda; Insecta; Hymenoptera; Braconidae. The record is from the annotation of a GenBank genome assembly.
AUGACUGAGAAUAAUGUAUCUGAUUAUAUUACAUACCGUGAAGUUACUAAAAAGCUUAUGACCAUUAUCGGACUUUGGCCGUAUGAAAAUUCAAGUUUCUUCUAUCGACUAGUGCCAUACAUUCAAAUAUCCUUAAAUUUGGGAAUGGCGUUAGCAAUUUUUGGUUUUGUGCUUGACCAUUUUCCAAAUAUUGGCCUGGUAACUCGCGGCUUGAGUAUUAUGACUAGCUUCAUUACAGUCGUUUGUUUAGUGAUAAACCAAAAAGAAUUAGUAGAGUUGCACACGAAUCUUGACCCGUAUUUUGACAAACUAUUGACGAAUUCAAAACUUACCAAAAUUGUGCUGAAAAAAGUUAAAGCUUACAGAUUUUUAUCAUGGACAUUAACGUUUUGUGUUUUUACUUGUCUGGCAGCGUACAUUAUCGGCCCGUUAGUGUACAUAACCAAUUGUUAUUUCAAUAAAAUUACGAUUACUAAAUACCCGCUGGUAUAUCCGAGCGGUUAUCCGUGGAAAAUACCUUCCAAUGGAUUUGUCUAUAAAAUACACUUUAUUUUUGAAACGCUAGCUACGUCAGCUCUAUUUUUUGUCACCUGUAGCGUCGACUCGUUAUUUACAUUAUACGUUUUUCAAAUGGUCGCGCAACUACGCGAAAUGUCUUAUUGCAUUACACACAUUGAAAACGAAGAUGAUCGCCAGGAGGUGGUGUGCAAAUGUGUUAAUCAGUAUGAGAAGUUAAUGAGGUCUAAAUAUAUUCUUGAGAAAAUUUAUGGACCUACAAUUUUGUGGAUCAUGGGAACAAAUGCAAUUGUACUUUGCGCGUUGUUAUUUCAAGUUUCACAGAUGAAAAGUAUUUCGAUUAUACGAGGAAUGUUAAUUGGUGCAUACGUUGGAAUUAAAGUAACACAGACAUUCAUGUAUGCUUAUGGCGGAUCAAAAAUAACAGAAGAGAGUGAAUAUUACAGAAAUGCUGUGUACGCUGCAAACUGGUACGGAAAUAAAAAAUUAAUGGCUUAUGUCAUAAUUACUCUGUCUCAAAAACCAUUGAUAUUGACAGCUUGCAAUUUUGCGUACGUCUCAGUCGAUAUUUUUGUAAAGGCAAUUGAUUACCUUAAAAUAAAUAAAUUAACUAAUAAAUUUUUUUCUCAGGUUCUUAAUACGACAAUUUCGUACUUUUUCUUAUUACAAACUUUGGAUGAA